GCCCAGCAGUUUCCAUCGUUGCAAACGACCUAAGCGCAUACAACCUUGUACUAUAUAUCCCAAAAACCCUACUUCGCCCUCGCCUUCCCAUCUGGAGUUCCUGCGGCGCUGCAAAUCUCUGCCAAUUCUCACCGGAAGUCGAAAGAGGAAAUCGAAAAUGAGCCGCGGAGCAGCAGGAGGUGCCGCCGGCGCCAAGGGCAAGAAGAAGGGAGUCACCUUCACCAUCGACUGCGGUAAGCCCGUCGAGGACAAGAUCAUGGACAUCGCCUCCCUCGAGAAGUUCCUCCAGGAGCGCAUCAAGGUCGGCGGCAAGGCCGGAGCACUCGGCGACGCCGUCGUCAUCACUCGCGAGAAGUCCAAGAUCACCGUUACCUCCGAUUCCAACUUCUCCAAGAGGUACCUGAAGUACUUGACGAAGAAGUAUUUGAAGAAGCACAAUGUCAGGGAUUGGCUUCGUGUGAUUGCUUCCAACAAGGACCGUUCCAUCUACGAGCUGAGAUACUUCAACAUCGCCGAGAAUGAAGGCGAGGAGGAGGAUUGAGCGUCUCUCUGUAAUCCUUUCUGCCCAAUCGAGAAUCUUAGUUUUUGAUUUGCAUUUAGGGUUUAUGUGAAAGUCUUGAAAUUUGUGAGUUUUGCAGAGUUUCUACCAGUAAAACAGUUUGCAUUGGUUGACGAUUUUGUGUUGAGAACCAUGAAUUUCUUCAAUGAUGUGCCUUUCUCUGUUUACUGAAGUUUAUGUUUCUAAUAUAGUAUCAGCAGUAAGCACGCUUACAUUAGCUUUCGCUGAUUUUCGCUGUAGCUGGUAUUGCUACCGGAUACAAAUGAAUGUCAUCUACCCAUGCAUUGUCUCGAGUAAUGACCCUACUUUGAUUGCAUUUCCAUACAGCACUGCAACACUUGAACCCACUCCCAAAAGCUAUUUGCCAAACAUGGUCACCUUUCCGCAUCUUCCCUUUAGCUUCGACAUAGCUUAACUCAUACCAUAUAGAAGAUGAUGAAGUGUUUCCAAAUCUGUAGAGUGUCAUCUUGGAAGGUUCUACAUCCUCAUCGUUCAGCUUUAGGUUUUUCUGUAUAGCUUGAAUAACUGCUUUGCCACCAGCAUGUAUGCAGAAGUGUUGAAAUGCCCUUUUGAACUUGGGCACAUAUAUGCUUCCCUUUCUUCCAAUUAGUGACACCAGAUAGCGUAGUUGCUCUGAAUGUGGCAGCACCAUUGGUCCUAGUGUUGCAACAUUUGCCUUUAGUGCCCCUCCAGCUACAUGUAAUAUCUCUUUCGAUAUGGACACUCCUAGUUUCUUAUCAUCAUCCACAUCUUGAAAAACACAGCUAUAAGAGUUGUCAUCCUUUCCUCUAUGUGUUCGAACUAGAUGUUGGAGUUCAUACUUUGUUAUCCCCUGGUCUUGCUUUCUAUUAGACAUAAGUACAGCAGCUCCCCCCAUUCGGAACAGGCAGUUAGUCAGCAGCAUCGACUUGUUCUCACCAGUGUACCAGUUCAGCCCUAGCAUCUCGGUGCUCACUAUGAGCGCCAAAGAGCCAGGGUUCACUUUCAGCAAGUCUCUUGCCAGCCCUACUGAUAUAAUCCCAGCACUGCAUCCCAUACCUGAUAAGUUGUAUGUCUUGAUGUUGCUCCUCAUUCUGAACUUGCUCACCACCAUGGAAGAUAGUGACGGUGUGGGAGCAAACAUGGAGCUGUUGCAUAUCAGCACGUCGAUCCCUUUUGGAUUUGUGUCGGUUCUUUUUAGGAGAUUCGAGACUACUUGGAACAUGAUGGUCGAAGCUUCCUCGGUGCUGAAGGAGACUCCGUUUUGUAUGGGUGUCCGAGCAAGGGAUUCCGGGAUCCCAGUCUGCUCCCCGAACCCGGAUUUCUCCAGGAUUUUGAGCUGGAACGAUGUGGCAUCGGGGUGGAUGUUCUCGAGAUGGAGUCGCUCGUGGUAGAAGGCCAUGGGGGCUCGGUGUCCAGGUGAUGGCCGGUAGCAUGAGAAAUCGAGCAGGUAGAAUCCUGCUACUCUCCUUCUGUAUGUGUGGUACAGAAAGAGGGAGGCUGCUGUGGCUAGGAUGAUCAACUGGUGUGUCGUGAAGAGUGGGAGAUGUUGGAGUUGAUGGAGAAGUUGUUCUGGGUUCAUGGCUGUGAGGUUAAAAGUUGAACUGUGACAGAUGGUUUUGAGUUGUUUGACGUUGUGUGGCUGCUUCCAUUUAUGGGCUGAGGUUGAGGAGUGUGGCGGAAGUGCCACGGCGGGUAAAGAAGAGAAGGCGUCUCAGGAAGAGGUGGGAGUGGGACAGCGUUAUGCCUUUCAUGAGGUUGGUGCGUGUUAUUAGGAUGAAAUUCUGCACGCAAAAGAUGGACUCGAUGUUCCUAAGAGUCCUGGCAAUCAAUUUUUUUUUAUGUUCAUCCGGUUCUUCAACCGUUUCGUUAUGGUCUUGAGUAGUUGAGUUGUGCAUUUCUGGCGUACAAAGGAAUCUGUCUUUAAUAAAGAUAUGAAUUAUGAUGGUACUGUUGUUGUUUUUGGCGACUUGCCUUGCUCAAA
Messenger RNA from Linum tenue, 2522 nucleotides. The record is from the annotation of a GenBank genome assembly. Lineage: Eukaryota; Viridiplantae; Streptophyta; Magnoliopsida; Malpighiales; Linaceae.